GGGAUCAAUUCUUUCUCUCACUAAAAAUAGUACACUCUUGAGACAGAGUAAGAAAUAUAAUUUGGACUGAGGAGAUUUACCCGGUCUAGGUCAUACUUUGUGUUCUUGUUGUGUGUUUUAUAUUACGGGUCGAGUGUUCAGGUCAAAUCCGGUCGACCCACCCAGCUAUAUUUACACCAUCAUUUUUGGCGCCCACCGUGGGGCCGAUUUUUAAAGUUUUUUCGACCAGGUCAAAACUUUAACCCCACUAAAUAUCCACAAUCAUGUCUUCAAGCAACCACAACACUGUGUCAAGCCGGGCUGCGAGUGAAAGCACUCCUGCCAUCCCAUUGAUGAUGCCAGGCAUGGGGACGACCUUUGCCCCGAUCACCACGGUAGGAUCAGUUGGCAUGAUCCCAAUCAUGUCAACCCCUACUCCUACUCCAGCGACGACGAUGUUUUCCGGCCCAAUAACAACGCCUGGGGGAGCUUUCACGCCAUACCCAUCAGCAUGGGCUCAAUUUGCUGCUGACCCGGCAAAUGCACAGGCUCUACAGGGCUAUCAACAGGUGAUGGCCAUGAUGCAACAGGCAGGGGGCUUCAUGCCAUUUGCCUAUCCUGGCAUGACGCCACCAAUUACGCCACCCCCGGUGUCGACUCCAUCAACAUUCGUUCCAAGGAUGGUCCCUAUGCGUCUGGUGAAUUUGACAGGGAUCAUGAACGAGGCAGCACCCUCAAAUGUUCACGAGGUGGACGAGGCGGAGCAAGAGGUUGCCCGCAGAAGGAAGGGUAAGGCUAUAGCCAAGCCCAGCAAAACUCGAGAUUCGGCGUUCAAACACCUAGGGGACAAAGAGGAUGGACCCCGCAAGUCUGCCAAGCUACGUCUUGGUCCUGAGAUGGGCUGGACUAGCGCAAUGGAAAGGCUUGGUGGGAGUCGUCCCGCCCCAUCUCGUCGUUCUAGGGAAUCUGAGACGAUUCACCUAGACGAGGAGGAAGCUGAAAGCCAGCCCAGGGCAUCGGCAUAUACCAGGCUCUCAUAUGAUGAGGAUGACCUGAAUAAGAUAGGAAGCGUAGCAAGAAAGCUACAUGCCCUGGAGGAAAAAGUGGAAGAGAAAGCGGGAGCAAAGAAGCAUACCCUGGCCAAAUCACCCUUUUCAGCCAGGGUACAUGCCCAAAAAUUGAGACAGAAGGUCAAGCUGGACAUGGAGAAAUUCACUGGAAAGGAGGAUCCAAAUGUCCAUCUUGACACCUUCCAAAAUGCACCACAGAUGGUCGGGUGCACUGAUGCUGAGGAAUGCUUGCUCUUCUUCUCAUCCUUGAGAGGGAGACCAGUGGAAUGGUUUAACGGCCUUCCCCAUGGUAGGAUUGGGUCCUUUGAGAAACUUGCCGAAGUUUUUCGCAAGAAGUACCAGGACAACUGCAUCAAGAGGAAGAAGUUCACCUACCUUAACACGGUAGGGCAGAGGGAGAAGGAGUUCUUAACUCAAUUCUUGACCCGCUGGAGGGACGAGGUCGAUAAGGUGGAAGAGAUGGACGACAAGACGGCCAUGUCUUUGCUGAUGAAUGCCUUCCGAACGGGUGACCUCUACACCGAAUUCUGUAGGAGGCCACCAUCUUCUUAUCAGGAAGCCUACAACACAGCAUGGGAAUACGCCGAGGUGGAGGUCCUGAACAAGAGCAAGCGGGAGCGGGAGGAAGGCUACACAAAGGUGAAAUCCGACAAGCCGAAGAAGGACUACCAGAUGGGAGGGUCCAAGCCAAAGGCCACGUAUGACGGAUCUGUCCAUCAAAUAAGGGAUGAUAAGAAGGGAGAGCAACCCAAGAGGCCAUGGACGGAGAAGUGGUGUACCUACCACCAAUCUGACUCCCAUAACACGGCGGACUGCCGAAACGUCAGGGCUGUGCUCAAAGAGAUGAUCUUGAGAGGGGAAUUGGAUGAAGUACUCGUUACAGGGCUUGGAAAAAGACCCAUAGGCGAGUACUUGAAUCCGCCCACAUGAAUAGGAUUAGGGAAAUCAAAGAGGAUGGACAAAAUGUGGUCAAGAUUACUGAGCUUCCUUUAGACGGAUAAGUCUUGAUGUCUAGGACUUGGACCG
Molecule: messenger RNA, 2075 nt
Organism: Cuscuta campestris
Lineage: Eukaryota; Viridiplantae; Streptophyta; Magnoliopsida; Solanales; Convolvulaceae
Source: the annotation of a GenBank genome assembly